AUGUAAAAAAGUAAAGUUUAUUUCCCUGCUGACGUCAGUGGAUCUUCUCUGGAUUAAAAAAAAAAAAAAAAAAAAAAAAAAGAAGUGACAGGAAUCCAAAAGUGAAGCUGGUUCCUGGUGCGGCGCUCUGUGAAGGCUGACUGUAAGAGAGCGUGUCUUUCCUCCUCACAGGUGUUUCCAGGCUCCGUGGGUCUCGCUUCGCCCUGCAGCUUCAGCAGCGUUCAGCAGAAGAGGAGGCGAUGGAAAACCUAACAGACAGCUUUGACAACUCCACCUACGAUGAUUAUGGUUAUGAUGAAUAUGAACUAAAAGAGCCGUGUGAAAUGAGCAACAACCACAGAUUGGAGCUGGUGGUGGGACCGUACAUCCACUCCAUCAUCUGCAUCCUGGGCUUCAUAGGCAACAGCCUGGUGAUCAUCACCUACGCCUUCUACAAGAGGGCCAAGUCCAUGACCGACGUUUACCUGCUGAACGUCGCCAUCGCAGACCUGCUGUUCGUGUUGGCGCUGCCUCUCAUCAUCUACAACGAGGAGUACUCCUGGGUGAUGGGGACGGCGGCCUGCAAGCUGCUGCAUGGAGUCUACAGCAUGAACCUGUACAGCGGCAUGCUGCUGCUGGCCUGCAUCAGCACCGACCGCUACAUCGCCAUCGUCCAGGCCCGACGGAGCUUCCGGCUGCGCUCCCUCCUCUACAGCCGGGUCAUCUGCUUCUUCGUCUGGGUCUUUGCCUUGGGCGUCUCCAUCCCUACCUUCGUCUACUACGAGGUGUAUGUGCCCUCCCACAGCAGAUCGGAGUAUGACGACGAAGUGUUGAACGGUAUGGUCGGACCGGUCCCGGAUGGAGCUAGUGAGACAGAGGAAAUGGACAAAAUCGCUGCAACCGAAUGGUCUGAGAACGUCUGCGCGUUGAGAUUCACGAGCAACAACACCGCCUGGAGAGUGAAGAUUCUCGUCCCAAGCACUCAGAUCGCCGUGGGUUUCUUCCUGCCUCUGCUGAUCAUGGUCUUCUGCUACACCAGCGUCAUCAUCACCCUGAUGCGAGCCAAGAACUUCCAGAGGCACAAGGCGGUGCGGGUGGUUCUGGCCGUGGUGGCGGUGUUCAUCGCCUGCCACCUGCCGUACAACAUCACGCUGCUCUACGAGGCCGUUAACAUGUUCAACCAGCAAGAGUGCGGGAUGGUGGACAUCCAGCAGGUGGCCAAGACUGUCACGAAGACCAUCGCUUACCUGCACUGCUGCCUGAACCCCGUGCUGUACGCCUUCAUCGGGGUGAAGUUCAGGAACCAUUUCAGGAAGAUUGUCCAGGACCUGUGGUGCCUCGGGAAGAGGUACAUCGCCCCAAGGCGCUUCUCUAGGGUCACAUCCGAGAUCUACGUCUCCACGCGCCGGUCGGUGGACGGAUCCAGUGACAACGGAUCGUCUUUCACCAUGUGAACAGGUGUUCAUUUGAUGGGCGGUGAAAUAGACGUAACGUGACUUUAUAGGGAAACUGGAGAUUUGACCCCAACAAAAGAAUAUUCUCACCAAACUGGACCUGUCCUUGAGGUGUUCAAAUUUUUUGAGAGUCCAAACCUGGCCAAAGUCUGCAAACAAUAUUGGAAUAAUUUGUUGCUAAAAGCAUAUAUGCACCUUAAUAUUUUUCAAGAGUAAUUUCGAAGACCUCAGUGUUCUGGGUUUGGAUCCGGCCUGAGAUCUCAGACAUCUUUCCCUUUCUCCACCAGAGAGCUCCACAGUUGACUGACAAAUGAAGGUAAAAUGCAUCCAGAAAAAAAUGUUUCAGUAAUUUCAAACCUGAGUGUUAAAAAAACCAAAACAGAACAAGCAAAACCAGUGUGAAACUCACACCUGUGGCUGCAUCACACCGAGGCUCAGCCAGACUCGAAGCACAUGUCGACUCGUUUAAUGAAGAGCGAGCAGGCGACAGUCAAACCCAGAGCUUCGACAGUGGUCACCUCAGUGGUGAGUUAACACCACAGGUGAUUUCCUUUACUUUGAAGUUUUUUUUUUUUUUUUUUUUUUAAAUCUCUGGCUGUUAUGCACUUCUUCUCAUAUUGUUGGGUUUUGGACCAUGAAAGAAAGCCUGGUUUACCUCAGAGAGUGACGGAGGCUGAAUGUUUGACCCCAGACUGACCUGAACUGGGAAACCUGCCAAAACCUGAACUGAAAUACAAGCCUGGUGUCGGUUUUCAUUUUCGCAUCAUGAGACUGUCAACCAUCCGAACCAGCCGAGCUGCAUCUGGACUGGUCCUACUGCAGACGACUUCCUGCAAACAUCCAGCAGAGGCUCUGAUGUCAGAUCAGCUCUGAUGUUCCAGCCUGUUGUAUCGGACUGACUAUUUUUUUUUUUAUCUUCCCAAAAAUUGAUUUUUUUCUUCUUUUGUGGUUACAAAAAUAACAAAUCCUGUCAUGCCAUUAAUUCAUGCCAGUCAAAUUUCCAUGCAAUGUUUUUUAGCAAUGCCUGCUUAAGACUAUGUCUGUAUAUUUUAAUUUUUGUAUU
Messenger RNA from Myripristis murdjan (pinecone soldierfish), 2496 nucleotides. It is a transcript of the gene ccr6a, whose product is annotated as chemokine (C-C motif) receptor 6a. NCBI's taxonomy places the organism in Eukaryota, Metazoa, Chordata, Actinopteri, Holocentriformes, Holocentridae. Gene Ontology annotation, biological process: calcium-mediated signaling; cell chemotaxis; immune response. Gene Ontology annotation, cellular component: external side of plasma membrane; membrane. The record is from RefSeq and is a predicted model, not a curated record. Gene Ontology annotation, molecular function: C-C chemokine receptor activity; C-C chemokine binding. The coding region runs from base 240 to 1433 and encodes 397 amino acids. The transcript has 2 exons.